CGCCACCCAACUGAGUUAACAUCUCCCACGGCAUAUACCGAACUAGUAGGUUGUCCGGGAGAUGAGCGCUCGCUUUGGGUUUACAACUCCGAUUAAAAUCAAUAACGUCGCGUCAACAAUCAUAAACAUCGCCAACGCGCUCUUUUCCACACGAUUGCCACUCACUGCACAUAUCCUUACUAUUCCCAUCAUGUCUACCGAACCUAGUUCACCGGCAAAAAAAGACGCGACGACAGUCAUAAAGUCUCCCGACUCAAAGGGAAAAAGUAAAGCAAAGGUUCCCGCAGAGGACGUGUCUAUGGAAGAGGAAGAGGAGGAGGAAGAAGAAGAAGACGAAGAAGAAGGUGACGAGGAAAUGGAAGAGGAGGAAGAGGAAGAUGACCACGAGGAAAUUGACCCCAGCGCUAUUCUUCCUCGCCGCACCCGGGGCGCACGCGUUGACUAUACAUCCGAGGAAGCCCUCAAAAGGGCCGGCCUCACAAAGGAUGACCACGACGAUGACGACGACGAAGGCAUGGAACAUUAAGUGUCUCACGUCAAAUUACUUUAAUAUUCUUAUCGCUUUCCUAUCGUCUUGGUCAAUUAUUCAGCAAGGGGUGUGUAAUAUUGACAGUAGAGGUACUCAUACCUUCACAUCGUUUCGUCUUGAAAAUCACAAAAUCUGGUUCUGCAUCCUUGCUUGGCACUUUGUUCGCAUGUCCGAAUCUGUUUAUCCUCGCACGUUGCCUCGUUUCAGUCACGCGCCAUCCCGAUGGCGGCCCUCCGAGUACUGCAAGUAUUUUAGAUGAUUUGAAUGUUGACACUGGAACCUGGAAUGCGCAGAAAUACUAGUAUGCAUG
Suillus subalutaceus is the source of this 839-nucleotide messenger RNA. RefSeq lists its product as uncharacterized. The transcript is spliced from 3 exons. The record is from RefSeq and is a predicted model, not a curated record. NCBI's taxonomy places the organism in Eukaryota, Fungi, Basidiomycota, Agaricomycetes, Boletales, Suillaceae. The coding region runs from base 62 to 526 and encodes 154 amino acids.